AAAGCAGAGACCAAUUAAUUAUCACAUGGGUACCCCCGACUUGCUCUAAUCUCAGCCAGUAUUCAGUAGUCUUCCAUAUCCAAUUUCCAAGUCAACUACCGUGUUAAACUGAGAAACUCAAUCUUAUAUAGUGAAGAAACAAGGCCAUGAAGUUUUUCAAACACGUUAUUUCAAUUUAGAGCAAGGAGUUCUUAGUGUCGUUCUUUGUUUUUCUCCGGUGAAUUAGGAAUUUUGGGAUGGCUUCUGUCUUUCUGUUCGUUUUCUUUCUUCUCUCACACUUCGUGCUGCUUCUUUCGGCUCAAGAAGAAAUGAUAUACACCAAAAGAUGUCCACCCUUUCACUGUGGACAUCUGGGCAGGAUCGGCUUUCCAUUCGCCAAUAAUACAUACCCCGAAUGCGGUGUGUUCACAGUAGAUUGUCGGGAUGAUCAUUAUCCGACGAUCCAACUGGAGGACGGUGGAAGACCAUAUGAAGUUCUAAACAUCUCUGAGAGUAACACCAUGUCGUCCAUGCGUAUCUUUGACAUAGAGUUUAGGGAGCAGUUGAAAUUCGGUAGAUGCGAAUCCUUAACCAAUUUGACUUUUCCCUACUCUUCGUUCAUCUCUUUUGAAAUCGCCACACCCAAUCAGACCUUUUUUAAAUGCAAUCGCACUCCCGAUAUUCCUCCCCCUACAAAUUUUUUUAAAAUGAGCUGCAUGAACUACUAUGAUAUCUACUUUAGUAAUUCAAGUGACAGUUUUCCCACUUCACUUUCUGGAUGUUCAAUUAUUCAGCUCCCAAAGAACCUGAGUCUAGAUCAUCCUCCGUCGCCAGGUGAUGAUGACCUGUUUAGUUUUUUAACCUCUGAGUUCGACCUUGGGGUGCGUGUCUCUGAGGAUUGUUACAAAUGUUAUCAAAGAGAAGGUCAAUGUAAGCCCGACGAUAAUGGGGAACUUUCUUGCUACGAGCGAGAGAAAGGGAGUAACAAAAUGAAACGGCGGAUAGCAUUAGGUGAGAUAUCACUUCAGUCAAAUUUCUUGUCGAUAUUAUUCCAUCUGGUGGUGAUCUAUUGUAUCUUAGACGCAUACAUUGCAACUCCUUUUUUACUCCGUCCGAGUGUCACUAUAGAGAAAAAUAUUGUUUUACUUUGGUUUGGGCUAGUGACACUAGCUUGUAAAAAACGGCGCUAUAUUUAA
This is a messenger RNA of Alnus glutinosa, 1175 nucleotides long. RefSeq names its product LEAF RUST 10 DISEASE-RESISTANCE LOCUS RECEPTOR-LIKE PROTEIN KINASE-like 1.1. Gene Ontology annotation, molecular function: polysaccharide binding. Lineage: Eukaryota; Viridiplantae; Streptophyta; Magnoliopsida; Fagales; Betulaceae. The record is from RefSeq and is a predicted model, not a curated record. The coding region runs from base 237 to 1175 and encodes 312 amino acids. The transcript has 2 exons.